Messenger RNA from Dermacentor andersoni, 726 nucleotides. NCBI's taxonomy places the organism in Eukaryota, Metazoa, Arthropoda, Arachnida, Ixodida, Ixodidae. The record is from RefSeq and is a predicted model, not a curated record.
CGACAACGGGGCUUGGAGCUGGCAGCACGUCCAAGCAAGGAAACGCCAAACUGAUGAGUAACGGAUAUAUGUACUGCUGUCAAAAUGCCGCCACUGGGAAAGAUGUCCGAGUUCGACCCGAAAACGCAAAACUUCGAGUCGUACUUAGAGCGUUUUGAACAUUUCUUAACGGCUAAUGAUAUCGUCGACGCAAAGCGCCUUCCCGUCUUUUUGACAGUCAUAGGACCAGAGGCUUACGAAGUACGGAAAAGUCUUGUUGUGCCGGCAGCCCCGGGAGAAAAGUCGUACGCAGAAGUUAAACGCCUCCUGAAGGAGCACUACAGCCCCAGGAGUUCCGUAAUAGCAGAACGAUGCAAGUUCAACCGGCGCGUACAACAGGAGGGCGAAAGCGUGGAGGGGUUCAUCGUGGAACUGAAACAUUUAGUCAGGAAGUGUGACUACGGUGACUUUUUGCAAGACGCCCUCCGAGAUAGGCUGGUUGCUGGCAUACGGAACGAAGAGACCCAGCGUGCUCUGUUUGCUGAACGAGAGCUGACAUUUGAUGGCGCUUGCAAAAUCGCCCUGGAUAGAGAACUAGCGGCGCUAGACACUGAACAACUACGGUCAAGAGAACGAGAGGCACCCGUGCUAGUCGUGAAAAGCCGACCACACCAAGCACGCAUGGUCUACACCAACAACUCUGAUAAGCUGUCAACUUCAGUCAUGGUGGUCAGCUACAACAGGUAA